This is a messenger RNA of Suillus fuscotomentosus, 2730 nucleotides long. RefSeq lists its product as uncharacterized. Bases 1 to 2730 code for a protein of 909 amino acids. NCBI's taxonomy places the organism in Eukaryota, Fungi, Basidiomycota, Agaricomycetes, Boletales, Suillaceae. The transcript is spliced from 14 exons. The record is from RefSeq and is a predicted model, not a curated record.
AUGCCUCAGCGACCUACCUACCGACCACGCAAGUUUUUCUGCGCCAACCCUAUCAAUGCUCAGUGUCGCAAGGGAUUUUUGACUCGUGCAGGCCUCACCAACCACAGAAACGCUGUGCACACCAAUUUAGUACUACCCCCUUCUCGCAUCCCUCAAUACCAACUGCAGCCCAUGGAGCAUCAUCACUUCGACAACAAUGUUGGUCAACAACCCGACACAGAUGUCGAUAGCAGGAGCGACUCCAACAAUGCACCUCCGCUUGGUGCAUACUUUGUACGGCACUCUGUGAUUGAUGGAACUCCUUGUGAUAUGGACGACAAUGACCUCAAUGGAUCACAACCUCUCCCUCACGAGAAGCCAAAAUCACCAUGGCAUCCAUUUGCCAAUCGAGGUCACUUCUCCCUCGCUGAUUUCGUCUUUCGACACAACAAAAUGCCGGGGACUCAGUUUGAUGAGCUGAUGCACAUCUGGGCCAAGGUCAAUGGGAGUGAGGGCGGAAGUGGGAAGCCCCCUCCAUAUGCUAACAAAAAAGACCUUUAUGAUACCAUUGAUGCAAUAGAUCAGGGCGACGUACCCUGGCAGAGCUUCACCGUUCAGCAUGGCGACGUGAACAGUCUCACUGGUGACCUGUCAGCGCCUCAAUGGAAGCUUGCUGAAUAUGACGUGUGGUUUCGGGACCCACGUAUGUUGCUGCGCAACCAGUUGUCAAACCCUGACUUCAAGGAUGGUUUUGACCAUGCUCCACACCAAGUGUAUGGUAACAACCAUGAGAGGGUCUUUGGUGAUUUCAUGUCCGGAAAUUGGGCGUGGAACCAAUGUAAUGAACUGUCAGAGGACCCCGAAUGUCAUGGUGCAAUGUUCGUUCCUGUCAUCUUGGGUAGCGACAAGACGACCGUGUCAGUUGCAACUGGCAACAGUGAAUACUAUCCGCUGUACAUUUCAAAUGGAAAUGUACAUAACAAUAUUCGACGCGCUCACGUUAAUGCUGUUAGCUUGGUAGGGUUUUUGGCUAUCCCUAAAUCUGAUCGAGAACAUCAAAAUGAUCAAGAAUUUCGCGACUUCCGCCGUCACUUGUUCCACAGGUCACUGGAGGCAAUUCUCUCAUCACUUCGGCCCGCAAUGACUACACCAGAGGUGACAUUAUGUCCUGAUGGACAUUACUGUCGCACAAUUUAUGGGCUCAGACCAUAUAUCGCUGAUUACCCUGAGCAAUGUUUACUUUCUUGUAUUGUUCAAGGCUGGUGUCCGAGGUGUACUGCCUCAAGAAAAGACUUGGACGAGAAGAAUGCAGGUCACCUCCGAACACAUGAAUUCAUUGAACUAUUGAGGGGUACAUAUGCAUGGAAAGUGUUAUGGGACAACUGGGGGAUCGUCGAUGAUAUUAUGCCAUUUACAGCCUCAUUUCCUCGGGCAAAUAUUCAUGAGUUGUUGUCACCCGAUCUGCUCCACCAGGUGAUUAAAGGUUCGUUCAAGGACCACCUUGUUACCUGGGUUGAAAAAUAUUUGGCGAAGACAUUCGUAACAUCUAAGGCUGCAGCAACGAUGGCUGAGAUAGAUCGAAGAGUUUCUGCUGCUCCAUCGUUCCCUGGUUUAAGACACUUCCCUGAAGGUCGACACUUCAAACAAUGGACAGGUAAUGAUUCAAAGGCCCUGAUGAAGGUAUUUCUUCCUGCGAUUACUGGCCUUGUUCCAGAUCAAAUGGCUGACCUAGAUGCGCUGGACGAUGCUUUGGCUCGGUUUCAUAAAGAGCGCAACAUUUUCAUUGACUCCGGUGUCAUGCCAGACGGAAUAUCACUUCCACGCCAACAUGCCUUGAUGCAUUAUCGAACACUUAUAGAGCUUUAUGGUGCCCCAAAUGGCUUGUGCUUGUCGAUCACGGAGUCGAAGCACAUCAAGGCCAUCAAGAAACCCUGGAGGCGCUCGAAUUGUCACCUACCUUUAGGUCAGAUGCUCUUGAUCAACCAGCGACUCAAUAAACUUGCCGCAUUCAAGUCUCACCUUGCUGCCCACAGAUUCCUAAACCCAGCCUCAUUGGAACCUGCUGACAUUGAUCCAGGUGACUUCGAGGAUCUCGAUGACGAGUUUGAUCCUGAGGAGGCUCAUUUUAGAGAUGACUCCAAUCUUGAGGAUGUUGAGCCAGAUACUGAACUCACUAGGUACUUACGAGAGUACUCAGCAAUGGAAUACCCUCGUCGGCUUCCCGAAAUUGCUGCAUUUAUCAAUUUCCUGAAUCUUCCUGAGCUACGCAACCCAAAUGCUUCCAUUCAAGCAGCUGAUAUAGUAGAUGGGAGAGUAGAUGUCUUCAACUCAGCUGUUGCAACAUUCCGCGCUCCAAGUGACAUCUGUGGAGUUAAUGCAAUGCAGCGCCAGCGUAUUCACAGCUGCAGGUCUUGGUACAAUGGUCCUGCUCGCCACGACUGCGUAUUUGCCGAAAAAGACCCCUCUCUCCCUGGAUUUCAAGGCCUAUAUGUCGCUCAACUGUAUCCAUGUGCGUUGCCAUGUAAAUCCACUGGCAUGUGGAUGGUAGAACCUGAAUUGGAUGAUGACAGCGGUGAGUGGCUUGUGUCCGUCAUUCACUUGGACAGUAUCAUGCGUGCAGCACACCUGAUAGGUGUUUAUGGUUCACAAGACAUUCCCCAUCAUCUCAAACACACUGAUUCUUUGGUUGCUUUUUCAGCUUACUAUGUUAAUAAAUUUUCAGAUUAUCACGCUUAUGAAAUCACUUAUUAA